Messenger RNA from Bursaphelenchus xylophilus (pine wood nematode), 1579 nucleotides. NCBI's taxonomy places the organism in Eukaryota, Metazoa, Nematoda, Chromadorea, Rhabditida, Aphelenchoididae. The record is from the annotation of a GenBank genome assembly.
AUGCAACAUGUAGGUGAACGCCUUUGGUUAUUUUUCUUUUCAGCAAACCUAUAUCUACAACAGCACUGCCUACUUCGUAUCCUAUGGAGUGGAGCCCUAUCUUCCCUUCUUUUUCCACCCCAUUUUAAUGACCGUCCACUUUAUCGUCAUGUUCCAGAAUAUGAUCAUUCUUCCCCCUCAGUUUUAUUAUCGCCUUAAGAUCAUUGCAAAUCCAUCAACUUCGGUUAAACAUUUCCUAUGGAACAUGUUGUUUGCAGUCAGCCUUUCCUCUUUUUUAUCCAUUUUCUUGGCAGUCGCUAUGGUGAGUACGAUGAAGAAAGGAGCUUCGUUUUAUAUGGAGCAAUUCGAUCCAACAUGGCAUUCGCCGAGCGAUGGAGGGGUCUUCAUUUACAUGAUUACAUUGGUAAUGGUCAAUUCUAUUUAUUUUCUUACAAUUGGUUUUAAUAGUGUUGUUAAUUUGACGGAGUUUUUGUCGAUCUGACGUCAACUUGACAUCAAGUAGAGUCAAAUUGGCGUCAUUUUGCUCAAAUUGAAAAGGCUGAUAUGCGAAUCUUCCAAACGCGAGUUUAUUACUACUCAGAGCAUAAAGUCUUCUGGACGCCAAUUUGACACUGCAACUGACGAUCGUGAGGCGUCGCUAUUUUCAACACUAUAUUUAUUUAUAUUACGCAAUCCUGUUCUCUUUUUCUCUGCUUAUGAUUUCGCCUCUCUUCUCUCUCGCUUUCGAAGUGAACCCAUUUCACUUCUCUGUUUCAAAGGUCAUCUUCGUUUUCCUUUUACAUUUGUCUUCAGCUUUGCGCAGAGGCGAUAACGUGACCAAUGAGGCCUAGCCGAGGUGCGUUUAUUGCUGGUUGAAAACUUCUACCAAUUGCCCGCCGCGCUGCCUGCCUCGCGCGGUAUGCGCUGGCAAUUUUUGGACGGCCAAUGGGCCUAAUAUCUACGUUUUCGUCGAAGUUGUGACAAUUCUUCGUCUAACGCUUUAUUUUACACCGAUUGCUCUAAUAUAAUCGUUACUACUGUCUACUAACAAUGUUACUAAUUUCAGUAUAACCCAUACACCAUUGCCUUUGUCCCUGUGUGCGUAAUUCUGCUCACUGCCUGCCAUCUAGUAGAGUUUUACUAUGUAAUUCUCAACUAUCUUCAAGCAAAUGUAAAAUCAAGAUUUGUGACCGACAAAACAAAAAGCUUACAACGCCAGUUCACAAGAAAUCUAAUUGCUCAGGUAAUUUUUUUAAUUUUGUGUGGGCUGUAUUACAAUUAAAUCUCCUAUGUUUUAACUUAAUAAUUUUUGAUACGAAUCCUUCAGACCGGGACAGCGAUGGUUUGUGGGACCUUCCCAUUGCUCUUAUUACUCGCUUCCAUUGUUUUGGGAUUUAAUUUUAAGUUCACUGGCGCUUUUAUCACCACUCCAUUAUCAUGGCAUCCCACUUUAAAUGCGACUCUUUCCCUGGUUCUGGUCACCCCCUAUCGUCGAACUUUAAUGGAGAGAUUGAGUUGUGGGAAAUGCAAGGCCUACGGCAAUCAAAAAAGCACUCAGGUCUCGAUUAUUACUGGAACUGCCAGCAUUAUACCUCGUUAA